Messenger RNA from Cydia strobilella, 3339 nucleotides. Its product is annotated as E3 ubiquitin-protein ligase znrf2. Gene Ontology annotation, cellular component: membrane; cytoplasm; intracellular membrane-bounded organelle. Gene Ontology annotation, molecular function: ubiquitin protein ligase activity. The coding region runs from base 258 to 884 and encodes 208 amino acids. Gene Ontology annotation, biological process: proteasome-mediated ubiquitin-dependent protein catabolic process; protein K48-linked ubiquitination. The transcript is spliced from 4 exons. Lineage: Eukaryota; Metazoa; Arthropoda; Insecta; Lepidoptera; Tortricidae. The record is from RefSeq and is a predicted model, not a curated record.
UGGUGUGUACUGUAGUGGUUCGGGCAGACCUGUCAAAAUUUUGCAGGAAAGCAGUGAGCUACCGCACAUGCAUCGCUGUUUACUUUGCGGAGGCCCGUCGUUUCCCGUGAUUAUUGCCGUUUUACACGUAAAAGGCCGCAGUUAGAGCGGUGUGUAAGAUGUGUUCCGCCGCCGCGGGCGUAGCGGUCCGCGCGUGCUUGUAGUUUCAUCCACGGUGCGUGUGACAGGUGUUUUUUUGCGUAACAUUCAGUGCAGCAAUGGGUGCAAAGGCGAGUACGGCGAACGGGGGGCAGAGUCCGCGGGCGAGGACAUUCUCGACGAGCUCGAGCAGCGAGGUGGUGUCGGGAGGUGCAGGGUUUAGUUUGUUGCGGGCGAUUCCUGGGAUCCAGGUGACAAGCGACCGCCAGCGGGCCAGGUCGCUGUCGUCGGUGCCGGACCUGCACGCGUCGCACGAGGCGAUCGCGAUCCCUCCGAGCUCGGCGAGCUACGAGGCCUCAGUAACCGCCAGCCCGGAUACAGACUCCAGCUCCAACGAGGAGGCCGGGCCGGGCCCUGGCGCCGCGCUGGCGCUCGGCCGCGUCUAUGCUGCUCACUCCUUGCCUUCACAUAUCUGGUCUAUAAAUGGAAUCAAAUGUCCAGUGUGCAGCAAGUUCGUGCUGCCAGAUGACAUCGAGUGCCACCUCGUCAUGUGUCUCACCAGGCCGCGCCUUUCCUAUAACGAGGACGUGCUCUCCGACUCAAAGGGCGAGUGCGUGAUCUGUCUCGAGGAGCUGACCGCCGGCGACACCAUCGCGAGGCUGCCCUGCCUCUGCAUCUACCACAAGGGAUGUAUAGACCAAUGGUUCGAGGUGAACAGAUCGUGUCCGGAGCACCCUGGCGACUAGUCGCCGCCCGCCCGGACCCACAGUGCCAUGCGCUAGUCGCGAGUGAUACUUUUAUACAAUGAACAGACUGCGGCAAACGCCUUGUAAAUAUAUUAUGCUAGUGAGAUGUUUUACCAAUUAAAAAAAUAAAAAUUAAAAAAUAAACGGUGCGUCCAGAUCUGUCAAAUGCGCCGCCAUUUUGAAAAAGGAUCGCUAGAGUCGCACCAAGCUAAAUCUUGGCUUAGCACGAGUGCGUCGCGACAGGGUGUGUACGAGGCUACCUGAAAAAAGUCAUUUAUGGCGUUAUUCAUAAACGCGUUACUGGCCUGAAUUUGCUAUAAAUCGUUUGUCUUUAUCUGUUAUUUUGACUCAUGUAUUUGUAAGAAAGGGAUAAAACAUAAUUUAACUUAAUCAGGCCCGUAAAGUUAUUUGAAUAAGGGGUUAGAGUUAAGGCCCUUUUUUCUAUUAUUUGACUUUUAAUCUAUUUUGCAUAGAGAUACGAGUUGAUAAUAUGUUGGACCUUUAACAAAAAGAAAAACGAAGUACUAUCUCGCACAAGAUAGACUACCCAUCAUUUUCUAAUUAAUACAUUUAGAAAAAGACCGGUAGUCUUAACUCGCACGUUAGAUACUGUCGCGGAGCGCACGUGCUAAGCUUACCGCACGGAUUCUGCUGUGGAAGUGCCUACCAUCUCGUGAAAUUCCUAUAAAAAUAUGACGUUUAUAUAUAGGUAUAGUACAUAACAUUUUCACACUUUUCCACUUCAAAAUUUGUGCAGAGUUCGCUUAGACGGACUUUAACUGCUAGCGUGCAUUUUGUAUGUGUGUAAUCGGUUCGCGAAUGUCGCGCGAACGAAUUCGGCAGAUCUGGACUUACCUAAAGACAAUUAUAGUAAUGGGAAAUUCGCGGUGAAGUUUUAAUUUUAAAUGAGAAAAUGUAAAUUUUACAAAGUUACUCUUUAGUUAAAGGCAUUAUGAAAUUGAGUGAUAUAAUUGUUUUUAUUUUAUAUUGUAUGUAUAAGCGUUGGUGGUCUCUCGGACUGUGAUUAGGUUUUAUUUAAAUCUUUUAACCAACCUGGCUUCAGGCUUGUAGUGAGCAGAGCCGUCUUAAACUAUGCUGGGGCCCUUAUGCACUCAAGAAUCUGGGGCCCUUUUGGAAAGUAAGGAAAGCGAAUUAAACUAACAUCCAACCCGACCAGACUCGGUUGCUCACUGUUACUGUCUGUUCUUCGGGGCCUUCUGAGGAUCGGGGCCCCCUGAGGAAGGGGCCUUGGUUCAUUGGCCCCGUGUGCCCUUAUGGUAAAGACGGUACUGGUAGUGAGUGCAUUUGGUGUCGAUAUGACGUCGCUGGGUAAAUUUUAGAGCGUUUUAUCAUAUUUCCUAUCAAAUCUAGUUUAAUUCGUGUGGAAGGUUAUCUCAUACCACAAUUGCCGGACUGAUCGACGUCAAUCCGCAGUGAAAUAUGCAAGUGCCCCAUAGAGGUACAAUAAUAUAGAGAGAAAAUGGCCCCUCCCCCAUUUGACCGAACGAGAUGCUCUUAUGGGACUUUCAGUAGGAGUAGCAGUAUACUCGUAGUCUCACUUUUCCUUGCUGCCUACUUCUAAAAAGUUCUAAGUGACGUAUUUUUUUUGCCAGCCGUUUAUCUGGUGGGGAACAAUGAACCCGACCCAAUUACGGAAGUUGUUUUUGGUAUGUUGUCAGGAAUGUUAAAACGUAUUCUAAAUUUUGUCGCAUUGCGUGUGUUCUGUCCUUCAGGGGCGCACGCGUAUAAUUAGCACAUCUAUGUAAUGUUUCUUGUUUUUCGUUUAAUAAAAACCAAACGUUUAUAUCAAUAUUUAUUUAUUGAGAAGGCAAAUAAAUCGCUUUGAUUUAACUUUAACCAAUGACGUCUAGGUAAAAAGUCUAACUUUCAGGUUUGGUUUUAUAAAGAUACCUAGGUACUUACUUUGUUUAUUAGUUAUGUCAUAAAACAUACUGUAUAAUAUUUAAUAAUUGCUUGGUUUUACAAAGGAAUGUUACUCCUCGUCAAAAAUGUACUGUAUAUUUAAUUAUGUGAAAGGUUAGUUCCGGAUUCGCCGGAUUCUUGUUUCGUCGGAUUUUCGUAUACUCAGAUUGUGACGCACUAAAGUAAAUCCGGCGAAACAGGAAUCCGGCAAAUCGGGAACUAUUCGAAAAAGAUUUAACAAAUCUAGAGGCCUAAUCAUCUUUAUAAAACCGACCCUAGAAUGCUUUAAAUUAUAAAAUAUGACGGUUAAUAGUUUCAAAAUUAUAACUUGGCUCCCUUAACACCUAAUUUUAAUAUAGGCUUAUUAUAGUAACCUAUAUAGUCCGAGAGACCAGAACUUGGCUCUUACGCUAUAGUGACACCUCCACCGGGUUCGGUUCCGUGCAGGUGACAUAUCUGUUUCUUAAGCUUAUAUAUAAUAUAUGAUUUAAUUUUUCAUCUUGAUAAUAAAGUUGAUUUGUUUCUAAAUUUU